Molecule: messenger RNA, 2750 nt
Organism: Oryzias melastigma (Indian medaka)
Lineage: Eukaryota; Metazoa; Chordata; Actinopteri; Beloniformes; Adrianichthyidae
Product: cyclin-dependent kinase-like 1
Exons: 11
Coding region: 263-1255 (330 amino acids)
Biological process (GO): protein phosphorylation
Cellular component (GO): nucleus
Molecular function (GO): ATP binding; cyclin-dependent protein serine/threonine kinase activity
Source: RefSeq, a predicted model, not a curated record
CAAAAAGGCUGUAAAAGAAAGAGCCCUUCCGGCGGUCGCCAUGGUAACAACGUUGUUUUACCCGCGGGGUUAGCUUAGUGAAUCGUCGUUUCUCCGCGUGCGUUGUUGCUCCUAACAUCUCGGUAAAGGAGCAGAGGAGCGGAGGGGAAGCAGCUGAGUGAAGGUCCUUUCUGCUGCGUUCAGGACGCAGAGUUCACCUUCAGGUGAUCCUCGAUCAGGAGAAGUUGGAUCUGCAUCCAUUAGGCCAGUUUGAUGUACGGAGAUGGAGAAGUAUGAGAAACUGGCUAAAAUUGGAGAAGGCUCCUACGGCGUUGUGUUCAAGUGCAGAAACAGAGACACGGGCCAGAUAGUCGCCAUCAAGAAGUUCGUGGAGUCUGAGGAGGACCCGGUCAUCAAGAAGAUUGCUCUGAGGGAGAUCCGGAUGCUGAAGCAGCUGAAACACGUCAAUCUGGUGAACCUGCUGGAGGUCUUCAGGAGGAAACGGCGCCUCCAUCUGGUGUUUGAGUUCUGUGAGCAGACGGUCCUCAACGAGCUGGACAGACACCCCCGAGGGGUUCCUGAGGCUCAGCUGAAGAGCAUCGUGUGGCAGACUCUGCAGGCUGUGAACUUCUGCCACAAACACAACUGCAUCCACCGUGACGUCAAGCCGGAGAACAUCCUCCUCACUAAGACGGGAGUCAUCAAGCUGUGCGACUUCGGCUUCGCCCGCAUCCUGACCGGGCCCGAGGACGACUACACGGACUACGUGGCGACCCGCUGGUACCGCGCCCCCGAGCUGCUGGUCGGGGACACUCAGUACGGCCCCCCGGUGGACGUGUGGGCUCUGGGCUGCGUCUUCGCCGAGCUGCAGGACGGGAAUCCGCUCUGGCCCGGGAAAUCCGACGUAGACCAGCUGUACCUGAUCCGAAAAACUCUGGGUGACCUGAUCCCUCAUCACCAGCAGAUCUUCAGAUCCAAUGUUUUCUUCAGCGGCGUCAGCAUCCCGGAACCCGACUCAACCGAACCUUUGGAGAAACGCUUCCAGGGGGCGUCGCCCCAGGCCCUUCAGGUCAUGAAGUCCUGCCUGGUGAUGGACCCCUCCCUGCGGCUGUCCUGUGAGGAGCUGCUGGAGCUGCCGUACUUUCAGGAGGAGGCCGGGAUCGGCUGGGGCCGCGAGGCGGAGCGGCCGGGACGACGAUUCGACAGAGGAUCCCGACGCAGGCACGCAGGGGUCAGACAUUGGAAAAACCUGAUGCAGAGCCAGGAGAGACGUUGAGUGGAUGAAGACUGAUGGCACAAAGCCUGGUGACAGGAGGUCAUCACUCUUUCAGCCAGAAAAGGUGAAACAUUAACUUGUGCUAAUAAGAAAUUACUCAAGUUUCAUGACACACCCCUUACAUGCGGGCACACACAGACCCACAAUGAGUGCACAAUGUUGGUGGCAAUGAGUUCAAUAGAACAGCUGCUGCAAUCCACUGAAUUCUCCUUAUAUGAUCAUUAGAGGACGAUGGUUUCCAGUGAAGCCAACAUUUAUUAUGUUUUCAUCCAUUUUCCCUUCAUUUUAUUUCUAAAUAUUAUGACCUGUUUGUAUCAUGUGAAUACAAUUCCUCAGAGUAUUAAGCUACAACUUUAAGCUGAUAAUGAUUAACAAUUAACUUCAAAUCAAACACAUUUUGCACGUUUUCUAUGCAUGACAUUUCAGUCUGUGUGAUAUACGUAAUUUCAUCGCAUGUGUCCGUUGAGGGUCUCGGCUGACGAGUCUUUAUGUGAAUUUGGUUUUUAGCUGUUUAGAAUUUUUGUUCGUAUGAGAAUUACGCAGUUUAUGCGUAUGCAAAAAUCCCGCCUUAUCUGCUGCUGAUUACCUGAAUCAGGUGUGUUAACCAGUAAGGAGCAGGUUGGUUAGAAAACUUGUUGGACACCAGUCCUUGAGGCCUGGAUUUGGAAACCCCUGAUUUAGACUGUUUUGGCAAUUCCACAAUGAGUUUAGAGAAUGUAAUUUUUGUUUCAUGAAAUUAGCAAAAGCGAUAGAAAUAGCUGCAAUAGCCGUGGUUGUGAUGAUUAACGCUUAUUUCUCCAUGUGUUGUUGUGAUUGGCUCAUUCCUUAGAGGGUGUUGCUGCAUCCCCAAAGUCUUCAGCUUUCGUAGCUCUGUGCAGCUCCGUAGGUUUAAUUGUUAAUAUUUUCCAGAUGGGAAUGUUUGACUGAGACAUACGAAGAUGAAAACAGAGAUCAAACUAAACCAUGUGUUGAUGAUGAAGUUAGCUUCAGCCCUGGAUCAGAACUCAGAAGCAAACUAUUAAAUAAAAGCCUUUUACAAAAACAGUUAACUAUAAAGCUAUUAUUCGCCUCUUGGCUUGUCCCUUUGCAGGUUGCCACAAUGAAUCAGCUUUCACUGAUGUAAACAAGUGUUGUGGCAGAUAGUUAUGCCCUUCUUGCCACAACCCUGUACUUUCAAGGCGCAGAGAGACCUAGAUGAGCAGCAGCAUGAAGGGUUUUGCCUAAGAAUCCACACUAGAUUUUUUUUUUUUUUUUUGUCUUAUUGCACACUGUGGGAAUUGAACCUAGCUUCCUGUGUGGCAGUCCUACAUCUACCCAACUCAGCUAUCCAGCUGCUAAUCAUAGAGUUAAUUGAUGUAGUCAUAAUUGUGAAUGUUUAUACAUCUUUCACAGAUGAUACAGAUUACGUUAAUAAAGUUGUUAUUGGAGAUGUGUGGACAUCAUAAGGAAAGGGUGCACCCAUGGGCAUAAUAGAAAUCACAUUUCAACUAUAAAA